CCGCCACUCCAUCGCACCCCUAACCUUCUUCUUCUCCAUCUCGACGGCGACGGGAGUUCCCUUCUCGACGGCGACGUCCCUUCUCCAUACACACAGUCCGCCUCCAUCGCUUCUCCUCCCCAUCGACGGCGACAUCCCUCUCUCCAUACUCAGGCAAUAUGCUCAACAAUGUGGCUCAAAACCUCUCGUCGUCAAUGCAUGCCUUUUACAGYGAGGCAUUUCUCCAGAGUGUCUCCUCCACCACCUGAUUGUAGUGAAUCUGUUAUCCGAGUAUCUAACAACAUAACUCAUUUGGGUCGUCCUAAAGCUGGCUACAAGCCUCGACAACUCUUAUCCUUGCCCCCAUUCCCAUCUCAUCCUCUACCUGGAAAGAAUGUUUCUCCUGAUUCUCAUACCACUGCUAUUAGCUGGAUGAAGUAUUAUUUCGCUGAUGUGGCCGGCUCUGUGAUUCAGUCCCACUUUAACAAGGGUCUUGUGAGUACAUUUCCUUUUUGAACUUCUCUCUGAUUUCUUUUUCUUUAGCUGAAAUGAUGUUUCUUCUUCGAAGAAAACAGUCCUUCAAAUCAUUUCUCAUCAACCCACUUCACUUUACAUCCAACAAAUCAAAAGGUAUUAUCUUUCCCCCUAAACCCUCUCAAGAACCCCAGUUUAGGGUUUUAUCGUUUCAACCCUUUUCGACCCGAUCCUCCAAAUUCCCCGAAUAUGAAAUGCCAACAGUUACAUGGGGUGUUGUUCAAGGCCGAAAAGAAAAACUUGUAUCUCGGGUAAUAAUCUGUGAUUACUUAAAAUCCAUAGGCAUAAUCCCAGAUGAAUUGGAGGACUUAGAACUACCCUCUACAGUUGAUGUGAUGCGUGAACGUGUUGAGUUCUUGCAAAAGAUCGGGUUAACGAUUGAUGAUAUUAAUGAAUACCCAUUAAUGCUUGGUUGUAGUGUAAGGAAAAAUAUCAUUCCAGUAUUGGGAUAUUUGGAGAAAGUUGGAGUUCAAAGAUCAAGAAUGGGUGAAUUUGUGAAAAAAUAUCCACAAGUUCUUCAUGCUAGUGUAGUUGUGGAGCUUGUGCCAGUGAUUAGGUUUCUUCGUGGAUUAGACGUCGAGCGACAAGAUAUUGGGUAUGUAUUGAUGAAGUACCCUGAGCUAUUAGGGUUCAAAUUAGAAGGAACAAUGAGUACUUCUGUUGCAUAUUUGGUAAGUAUUGGGGUCAAUCCAAGAGAUAUUGGUCCCAUGGUGACUCAAUAUCCAUAUUUUUUAGGGAUGARAGUUGGGACUAUGAUCAAACCUUUGGUUGAGUAUCUAAUUUCUUUAGGUUUACCAAAGAAAGUAUUGGCAAGAAUGUUUGAGAAACGGGCGUAUGUUAUUGGGUAUGAUCUUGAGGAAAUGGUUAGACCAAAUGUGGAUUGUUUGAUCAGCUUUGGGAUUCAAAGGGAAGCACUUGCUUCCAUUAUUGCUCAAUACCCACAAAUUCUUGGGCUCCCUUUGAAGGCUAAGUUAUCAAGCCAACAAUAUUUCUUCAAUUUGAAGCUUAAGAUUGAUCCAGAAGGUUUUGCUCGUGUGAUUGAGAGAAUGCCUCAACUAGUCAGCCUUAGCCAAAAAGUGAUAAUGAAGCCAGUUGAAUUUCUUGUUGGAAGGGGUAUCUCAACCGAAGAUGUGGCUAAGAUGAUUGUGAAAUGCCCACAAUUAGUUGCUUUGCAAGUUGGUAUAAUGAAGAAUAGCUAUUACUUCUUCAAGAGCGAAAUGGGACGGCCAUUGAAAGAGUUGGUAGAGUUUCCUGAAUUCUUCACUUAUGGUCUGGAAUCAAGAAUCAAACCAAGGUACCAAAGAUUACAGCAUAAGGGGAUUAGGAGUUCUUUAUCUUGGUUCUUGAAUUGUAGUGAUCAGAGAUUUGAAGAGAGAUUGUAUGCGGAUUAUAUUGAGACGGAAAUAGAAGGGCCAUCGUUUGUGAUGGGUGGGAAGUUGGAGCUUCCGGGUGAUCAUAAUCAGAUGGUAUCUGAUGAGGAAGAGGAGAGUGAUGACGAAAAACUCUAUAGACGUACGGUUUCUCUUUAGUUAUACAUCUUUGCUACACAAAUGCCUCAAGUUCUUUCUACUUUUAGUUAAACAUUAUCAAUUUUGACAUCCCAUUUCUUCUGGUCUGCUUUAUUUAUUCCAUUUGAUCUCAUAAUUAUCAGCCUGUAGCUUUACUCUUUGAUCUUGUGGUGCCUUUUUGUGUCUAAUGCUUAGAAUUAUUGAAUUUAUAGCAACUUGAAUAGAAGCACUCUCUUCCAAAUUGCACAUUUUGCAUUUGGGGCAAAAUGGACAACUUUUCAACUUGAUAUUUGAUAUGGGUCAUUUAGAUUUCAGUAAAGAUGCUUGCAAAGACUUGGUGGCCUUGGCUAGUUGUUUGGAGCACCCUUGAUCUUUUGUUGCAUGCAUUUGGGUUUUUUAUACCCCUGUUCCAGGAAAGAAGUGCAGUUUGACUUCUUUGAAGGUCAAACACACUAUUAGUUAACUUUAAGAUUUG
Molecule: messenger RNA, 2496 nt
Organism: Cynara cardunculus var. scolymus (artichoke)
Lineage: Eukaryota; Viridiplantae; Streptophyta; Magnoliopsida; Asterales; Asteraceae
Product: transcription termination factor MTERF4, chloroplastic-like
Exons: 2
Coding region: 528-2042 (504 amino acids)
Biological process (GO): regulation of DNA-templated transcription
Molecular function (GO): double-stranded DNA binding
Source: RefSeq, a predicted model, not a curated record